This is a messenger RNA of Tyto alba (common barn owl), 4347 nucleotides long. It is a transcript of the gene SMARCAL1, whose product is annotated as SWI/SNF related, matrix associated, actin dependent regulator of chromatin, subfamily a like 1. Bases 359 to 2971 code for a protein of 870 amino acids. Gene Ontology annotation, cellular component: nuclear replication fork. The transcript is spliced from 15 exons. Gene Ontology annotation, biological process: replication fork processing; DNA repair. The record is from RefSeq and is a predicted model, not a curated record. Gene Ontology annotation, molecular function: ATP-dependent chromatin remodeler activity; ATP binding. Lineage: Eukaryota; Metazoa; Chordata; Aves; Strigiformes; Tytonidae.
GCGCGGGCCUGUGGCGGGGUUAAAGCGGCAGAGCCCCGGGAGGGUUGUACCGGGGGCUCUGGGUGGCGGGGAAAGACCGAGGCCUGCGGCGUGGCGCGGUGGUGCUGGGUCGCGGUAAGGCGGUGGGUAGUCCGUGAGGACGGCGGGGGACCCCCAGCCUGCGGGGUGAGGGCCGGGACCGCGGUGGCGUUGGGGCCAGGCGAGCCUGGAGCCUGGGAGAGGAGCGGAGCAAGGAGCAAGCCUCAUUUCGUACGGGGUGGUGAGGAAAACUGGCCUCCAUUCCUCUGAAGAAGCAGGUGCCUCUGUGACUAAUUCCUGAUGCAGUUUUGAUUGAGAUUUAUUGUUUGAAUUGUGGAAAAUGUCAUCAGGCCUUACAGAGGAACAAAAGAGAAGAAUUGAAGAGAACCGCCAGAAGGCUUUGGCUAGGAGAGCAGAGAGACUAGCAGCCCAGAGAGGUGGGCAGUUGGGGAUCAGUGGACCUCAGGUGAAAGAACAGAGUCCAGGGAAUCGGGGAAACUUGCAGGAAGAAUACAAUCAUGCCAGGUUCAUUAGCCAGCACCAACAGAAUCCAAACAGUCAUGCAGAGCAAAAGAACUAUCUUCAGAAAGAUUAUAGUCAUUCUACUGCAAACCAACAGAUGGCUGGCUCACAUGGAGAGCAACAAAAGAAUUGUUCAGAGGACUCAGAGCAAGCAACUGGCAUUAAGCAGUUCCCUGCAACGAUCCCAAAUUCUCUGAGUUAUUCCCAUAAACAUUACAUGGAUGCUGGUGGUCAGGAACAUGGACAACAAGCUUUAAUUAAUCUUGGUACAUUCCAGCAGCCCAAAUGCUACUCAGCUUUCGAAAACCCUGCAGAACCAUCUCAUUCUAGAUUAAUUGAUAAUGGGCACCCUGACGGUAGUAAAGAUUUAGAGAGUCAGAACAAAUCUGCCAUAAAAUAUGUCUCACCACCAAGCAGCACCACCCCGAGUGAUUCAGAAAUGCUGAUAAACAGAAGCAGACCAACUGAAAGAGAAGGGGGAGAUUGUGCCUCUCAAGCCAGUGAUAGGAUGCAGAAGUUGACCAGUUCUGUUGGUGCAAGCUCUACCUUUGAAGCUGCCUCUUGCAAGAACGCAAAUAGUGUUACAAAAGGAAAAUGCGUUAAAUAUGGGGAAGGCCGAUUCCAGGUCAAAAUAGGGUAUAAUGCUGAACUCGUUGCUCUGUUUAAGAAGAUACCAAGCAAAAGCUAUGAUCCUGUUACGAAAAAAUGGAAUUUCAGCCUGGAAGAUUAUAGCAGUUUCAUGGAAGCAGCAAAUCAACUUUCAUCAGUAGUUCUGGUACCACUGGAUGAAGAAAAUACAGUUGGCUUGGCAUCAGGCUCUCAUUUUGUUGGUAGUGGGGUUGAUGUGAAAUCCCUCUUGAAGAUGUGUAAGAACUGGAAGAAACCCUCAGCGCUUGUCAAAGGGAAGUGUGUGCUGAUUUCUCGCUUGCGGUUUGAGGUUGAUAUUGGGUAUUCUUUGGAAGUGAUUGAAGUGUUCAAACAGAUGCAUUCCAGAAAUUAUGAUAUGAACACCAAAAAGUGGAAUUUCCUGCUGGAGGACUAUCCCAAACUGAUGCAAGUGUUACAGAGCCUUGUGUCAGUAGAAGUGGAACCACUGCCUGAGGCAGUAAUACAAACCUUUGCUGCUCAAAUACAGACAUCUACACCACAGACAGAUAUUCCUGAUGCUGACCUUUCAGUUGUGGACUCCAAAAUUGUGACGAGCCUCAUGCCCUUUCAGCGGGAAGGUGUGAAUUUCGCAGUUUUAAGAAAUGGACGUUUACUUCUUGCGGAUGACAUGGGCUUGGGCAAGACCAUCCAGGCAAUUUGCAUUGCUGCGUAUUACCGAAAGGAAUGGCCCUUGCUGGUGGUGACUCCUUCUUCCAUGAGAUUUACAUGGGCAGAGGCAUUUCACAGGUGGCUUCCAUCCUUGAGUCCAGGUAGCACCAAUGUCAUAGUGAGUGGCAAAGACAACCUAACUGCAAGCUUGAUCAACAUCGUCAGCUUUGACCUCCUCAGCAAAAUGGACAAGAAACAUAAGAGCACGUUCCAAGUAGUCAUUAUUGAUGAAUCUCAUUUCCUAAAGAACAUAAAAACUGCACGAUGCCAAGCUGCCAUGCCUCUACUUAAGGCUGCCAGGAGAGUGAUCUUGCUUUCGGGAACUCCUGCCAUGUCACGGCCCUCAGAGCUCUACACACAGAUUGCAGCUGUCCAGCCAGCCUUCUUCCCACAGUUCCACUCCUUUGGGUUACGCUAUUGUGAUGCCAGGAAGAUGCCAUGGGGUUGGGACUACUCUGGAUCAUCCAAUUUAACUGAACUGAAAAUUUUGCUGGAAGAGGUCAUCAUGAUCCGACGUCUGAAAUCAGAUGUGCUUUCCCAGCUUCCAGCAAAGCAACGCAAAAUGGUUGUAGUGGCUCCUGAAGCCAUUAGUGCAAAGACCAAAGCUGUCUUGGCAGCUGAAGCAAAGAAGAUGGCCAAAGGAUAUGGAGGUAAACAACAGGAGAAAGAAGCUCUUCUCCUCUUCUACAGCAGAACGGCAGAAGCUAAAAUCCACUCAGUCGUAGAAUACAUCCUGGAGUUACUGGAGAGUGGGAAUGAUAAAUUCUUGGUCUUUGCUCAUCACAAGAUAGUGCUGGAUGCAAUAGUUGCGAAGCUGGAAAAUAAACAUGUUGAAUACAUUCGCAUUGAUGGCUCCACACCUUCAGCUGAGCGGCACGCUCUGUGCCAGAAGUUCCAGUACUCAGAGAAGCAGGUUGUGGCUGUCCUGUCCCUCACUGCUGCAAACAUGGGGCUGACACUGUCUGCUGCGGACUUGGUGGUGUUUGCAGAGCUCUUCUGGAACCCAGGGGUUUUGAUUCAAGCAGAAGAUCGGGCACAUCGAAUUGGACAGACCAGUUCCGUUAAUGUUCACUACGUGGUGGCUAAAGGCACAGCAGAUGACUACUUAUGGUAGGAAGUGAGAAAGACACAUUGGUUCUCCUGCCACCCGUUUUCACUGUUUGUCACAUAGGUGAUGUAAGGUGCUUAAUGCUAGUGCUGAUUUCCACAGCCUGUGAGGGGCGGAGCAGUAACUACCAAUCAGGGCUGCUGUGAGCUGGUGACAUGGCCUGGCCACAGUGGACGUAAGUUAAGUGGAUGACAAGCAGGAGGAGUAAAAGUAGUUAUCUGACAAAGAAAGGGCUUUUGAGAGAAAUUCUGGGAGAGUUGGUGCAUCUAAAACCUUCACAGCCUCUGUAUAAGGAGAAGGAAUUGUCUUAGAUACAGCCCAGAACAUUAGUGUGCUGGGGUACUGUAAAGUGCUGAGUACUUUCAAGAAAAGUCAGUAGGCACUGGAAUGGUUCAUUGUAUUGUGGAUCGAGUCUGAGGAGCAAUCUGUCUGCUGAGUGCUUGGACAGGGAGCUGUGGAGGAGGACUGCACUGUUGCUUUCUUCUUGCUCUUCAGUGAGCCCUUUGGAUAGAUAAAAAUGUGCUACUCUGGAGAGUUGUGGUCUGAGCCUUUUUGGCUGCAGCGAGAGCUAUCGGUGGACACUGGUCCUUAGUGCUGGUGAGUAACAUCCUGGGGAAGGGGAGGAUCUGAGGAAUCCUUAGUGCUGCAAGAGAACUGACCUGUGAAUGAUGAGAAGAAAUUAUCCACCAGCUGGUUCAUUUAAAGUCCAAAAUGACAUCUUUAUUACCUUGUUUAAAGGAACAAAUGAACUAAGUGAACUUGUACAGUUCCCAGAAUAUCAUGAUGGCAAAUAAUUAUAACCCUACAAUGCAGGGAUCUGGAAACUGAUGCAUCACCCACAUUUCAUGGAAACUUAAUGAUAGUAAUUCUGCCUUUAUUUGUGAAAUGCUGUCCAUGCGGUCAUUAAUGAUUAAUGGGAAUGAAAUAUGUCUCUUCAAAGAAGGACAGUGUCAUCCUUUUUAAAGGCGAGAAAAAGAACAAGACAACAAGGCUUUUUAGUAAAUGCGUUAAUUGUGCUGUGGCCUUUGCUUCUUUCAAAGUGUCUAGUUUGCAGGUGCUGUUGGGACCUCUCAGACUCUUUGGCCAGUGGUGGAUUCUUCCUGCCGCAGUACAUCAGGAGAUACCCUAGAAAGGCUGAUGUGUCUUUUGGGGGAGCUUACAGUUACUUCCCUUGGAAACUGAACACACAGGCUGUUGGGACUCCCUUGAGCUGCAUCUUCUUGUUCUGACUUCAUACUGUUGGUGUUGUCUCAGUCAACUAGCCUCCCUAUUGGAUGUGUGUGUUUUCCAGAUAUUUAUGGCUUGAAAUACUCUUCUUGUUACUUAAUUAAAUUGGGUUGUGUGGUGGGUUGAUCCUGGCUGGACACUACGUGCCCACCAAA